Messenger RNA from Prorocentrum cordatum, 2376 nucleotides. Lineage: Eukaryota; Dinophyceae; Prorocentrales; Prorocentraceae. The record is from the annotation of a GenBank genome assembly.
GCCCCGCCAGCAGGUGCGCGGCAGGGUCGCGUCCGAGGAGCAGCUCACGGUGAGGCUGGCGCUGGACUCCCUGCGGCGGUCGCGGCAGGCUGCCCGGCACCGCCGCGUGCGGCUGACGAUGAUCGACGCCCUGGUCGACGAGCUCGAGGCGCACCUCGGCGCGCCUGGCGCGCCCGCGGCCCCCGGGCCCGCGGCAGCUCUGGGCCCGCCCCCGGGCUCCGCUGCAGGGGUCUCGCCCGAGGGCACCGCGGCGGCCGGCCAGGGCGCGGCGGCGGUGGCCGGCGGCGGAGGCGGGCCGCCAGCGGCAGCAAGCUCCUCGGCGCCGCCGCCCCUCCUGCCAGAUCCUGCGGCGACGCGUGCCCAGGAGGAUACCAUCCGGGCCGCUGCCCGGGCAGGCUCCGUGGAGGCCCUUCUGCUGGCGGCCGGAGUGCCGGCAGCGGCUGCCGCGGCGCUGCUGUCGGCCCAGGGCCAGCCCCACUCGACGGAGGCCGGCGCGGGCGCUGCUGCCGUGGCCGCUGCCGGCUCCGGCGCUGCCGCGGGCGAUGGCGCGACCGCGGCCGCGACCUCCUCCGCGACCUCGCCUGCGCCGCUGGCGUCGGAGUCGUCGCCCACUUCGGCUCGGCGCGGCGGAGCUGCAGACACUUCGGGCGCCCCUUUGGCCCUGCAGGCCACAUCGGCGGCGUCAGCCCCAGAGCCUGCGGCCAGCGGCCAGGCGUCCUCGGCAGGUGCAGGCCAGGGCGGCGAGGGAGGGCACGGCCCGUCGCCGCAGAGGUCAAGAGCCGCGGCCUCGCCGCCCUCGCAGGUGGGGCCUGCGGCGACGCCAGUUCAGGAGGACGCCAUCAGGGCCGCUGCCCAGUCAGGCUCUGUGGAGGCCGUUCUGCUGGCUGCCGGGAUGUCGGCGGCGGGUGCCGCGGCGCUGCUGUCGGCCCAUGGCCGCACGACAGACGUCGGCGCAGGUGUCGCUGCCGCGGGCAUUGCUGGCGCUGGCACUGUCGAUGACGAUCCCGCCGCAGCAGUGGCGAUGUCCUCCGCGAUCUCACCUGGCCCGCCCAUCGCGGACCCAUCGACGAGCCCUCCCACAGCCCCAGAAGACUCCGCGGCCGCGGUCAUGCACCCACCCGCGGCACCUACCAGCGAGGCGGCGAGCGCUUCGGCAGCCUCACCGGCCUCGGCUGGGGACAUCGUGGCAACAGCAGCGGCCGCAGCGGCAGGGAGCCCCACAGUUGCAGCAGCGCAGCCGGCCACACUGCCUGGCCAGCAGCUUGCCUCCUUCCAGCCGUCCGCCCGCCAGGCUGCAGGCCCGCUGGAGAGAGCCACGGCCCCGCCCGCGGCGGCGCCGACUGCACCUGCGUCGACCCAGCGGGCACCGUUGCUCGGCCGCGACUCCCCCGCGCCUGCCAGCGGGCCACUGCGAAGCUCCACGGCCCCGGCGGCUGCCUCUGGAGCUCCUCGCUCGGCACCGGCAGCGCCCGCCGCUGGGGGGGAGAGCGGCUCGCCUGGCCCGGCGAGCGCCUCGACGGCUGCCUCGGGCGACACGCCUGGCUCGGCCGCGGCGGCGCCCGCCACAGCCGGGGCCAGCGGCUCGUCUGCCGCCAGCGCGCCCGCCACCGGAGGGGCCACCGGCUCCUCGUCUGCCGCCAGCGCGCCUCCCACACGGGACAGGUUCGCCGAGUACAACGCCAGCGUGAGGCGGAGGGCAGCGCAGCGCGAGGCGAGCAGGAGGGAGCGCCUGGCGGCACUGAACGUCGCCAUCGAUGCUCACAUGGCUGUGGUGGGCCUGGCGAGGGCAGCCGAGGCGCCUCCAGCCAACGACGCGCAGUUCGUGGACAGUCACAGCUCGACGUCAGCCUGGGACGGGCCAGAGGACACGCAGUGUGUGAUCUGUUGCGAAGACCUUGUUGAAGGCGACCCUGUUCGUAGAUUGCCUUGUGGCCAUGUCUACCAUCAAGACUGCAUCGACCUCUGGCUCCGGCGUAGUCGUCUCUGUUGCCUCUGCAAGCGGCCAAUUGACCAGGCAUAAGUUCUGAUCUACGCUUCUUGCCUCGAUGCGAGUCAGUCCGUUCCCCCCCGCGCCUGCGCUUUUUAUUCAAUCCGAAUUUCGGAAGUAUUGAAAAGUAGCAUCCUUCGACCGGCUUCCAGAUCAUAAGGUCGAGUCCAGUAUGGACAGCGGGCCUUGGAGCAUCACGCAGAGGGACUUGAUGGCUCACAGUCUACAGCCACCAGUGGGAGUUUUCAAAAGUGAGCGACUCGAAUCAUGGUCACAACACGCAUUAAAGCGUGCAGGUGGCCGAUUCCGACAGCGGCACGCGUCAUAGUCGUGUCUGGUAUCGCAGGCGUUCGUUGCACAGGUUCAUUGGGACGAGCGGUUAGCACAGG